AUGUCUGCAAUACAGCACGAGAGCGCCGCAUCCGUGAUUCCGUGCUCCUCCUCGUUCUCUUCGGCCUCCACCGCUUCAACGGCGGCGCGCAGCUCACCCGUCUCCGACUAUGCGGUACCUGCCGAUACGGCGUCCUUCGAGGAAGCACCGCUUUCACUGUCGCGCCUUGAGAGGCACACCAGAAUCUUGGAGGAGGAGCGGCUGCACUAUGCGCAGCUGGGCCAGCGUGCGGCAGACGCCUUUGAGGCGCACCGGCGCGAGCUCACGCAGCUGGUGCAGAAGGAACGGGCCAUUCGCGGCCACCGCGAGGAUGUGCUGCGAGCUCAGCUGCAGGAGACGCUUCAAGCAAAUCGCGAACUUAUGGCGCGCGUCUCGGAACAGCGUCGACAGCGUGAGGAAGAGUGGGUUGCAGAGCUGCAGGGGCAUCGCGGCAGCAGCACGGGUCAAGACGAGUUGGAGUCGACGCUGCGGCAGCUGCACGAGGAGUGGGUAGAGCUGCGGCGUGAUGUGGCGGAGACGGAGGCAUCGCAUGAGGAGCACCGUCGAAGCCUCGCCGCCUGCUUGCGUGAUCAAGAGUCCCUGAGGAGUAGGGUGCGCUCCCUGCAGGAUGGGCUACGGGGCGCUGAGGCGGCGGUCGCAGCGGCGGAACAGCUCGAGGAGGUCGUGGCCGAUGGGCGAGGGCAAACGGGGUCAGCGCCAGCACCGGUCAAGAGUUCCAAGGAGAACUGGGUGAAAAAGCCGUCGUCGCGCACAUCUGUUGCGGCUUCGCCGCAGCUCACGCAGUACCCGCGCUGCUCGUACUGCGACAUGCCACCCAAAGUCUGGGAUGCGCCGUCGCCCACGCGUCGUGCCCCAUGCCGUCAUUUUGUGCCGAGCGGUCCGUGGGACGCCUGCAGCCCCUGUCGAGCCUCCUCGCCCUGCACCCACAACGUGGAGGCGAUGGUGGCGACCAUCGAGCGCGGGAACUACCUACGGCCUCGUCUGUACUACCACCGCGUGGGGUGUGAGCCAACUGACGUGGCCGGUGCCCCCGUGGCGGCAGCUUCACCGUAUCGGCAACGCCGCGGCGGUUUGAGCAGGGCGCGGCCACCACCGCCGCCUCCGGCUGCAUGCGCCUCGUCUUUCUGCGCGUCCGCGACGCCUCCGCGGACUGGAGACUACCGCCACCUGCACAACUGUCAACACUCGCCUGGGUUGUCGUCGUCAUCGACUUCGUCCUGUACUCGCACCCCGGACACACACACGACCACGGGGUCUUCGUCGUCAUUGUGCUCGUGCUCAGCCUGCGCGCCCGCCCCUGCAAGCGCCACAGUGAAGGAGAGCACGCCUUCGCCAUCCGCGCGGCAUCGCGACGAGCGCCGGCGCGAGGCCUCGCCGUACUGGCCACGGAGCCGCUGUUUUUCGCCCCGCACCCGAGGCGAGAGGCCCAGAGCAGACGCCCAGGCGAGCGCGGGCGUGCGUAUGCCUCCGCAUCACAGCGAACCCACCAUUGCAUCGAGUUCAUUGCCGGCUUUUCAUCGCGUACCAUUACCACCACCGCGGCCGGCCGCGGACGGCCUGCACGGAGCUGCUCUGAACGCCACUUGCCGUGCUCUCAUUACUGAUCUGGCUGAUAUGCGGGCCGAGUACCGACGCUGCCAACACCAGCUGCGCGACAUGCACGGGGAUUCUGUGGCAGCGAGUCAAGCGAUGCGCCGCCUAAUGCACGAAAUGGACAGCAAAGCAGCCCAGAUACACGCGCUGCGUCUGGAGCAGGGUCGCCACAACAACGCACUGCGAGUGCGGGAUGUGUUGCGGGAGGUUAUGGCAGAGAACCGCUACUGCGAGGCUGUGUACAGCGACCUGCUGGACCUGAUACGAACCUAA
Molecule: messenger RNA, 1866 nt
Organism: Leishmania major strain Friedlin
Lineage: Eukaryota; Euglenozoa; Kinetoplastea; Trypanosomatida; Trypanosomatidae
Exons: 1
Coding region: 1-1866 (621 amino acids)
Source: RefSeq, a predicted model, not a curated record